CGCCAAUAGGAUCCCGCCCUCCCCGCGGGUCCCUCGCAGACCCGGGGUUGCCACCCGGGAGCGGCACGGAGGCUGCGGAGGAGCCACGUUUCGGGGACUCUAGGCCAGACGGAGACUCUCCCAGCCUGGAGGGAAGAGUGGAGCGCAGAGAGCGGUUCCAGGUCCGCGUGGUGAGAGGCGUGCUAUCGAGGAAGAAGUUGGAGGGGGACCAGUGUAACCCUAAGUCUGCGGGGUCUUGGGGUGCACACGCUCGGGAUGCUGGCCGCCGCCCUCCUCGUUUUCCUCUGCUGCUUCAGGGGACGUGCAGGCCCAUCGCCCCAUUUCCUGCAACAGCCCGAGGACAUGGUGGUGCUGCUGGGGGAGGAAGCCAGGCUGCCCUGCACUCUGGGCGCAUACAGGGGGCUGGUGCAGUGGACCAAGGAUGGGCUGGCCCUAGGGGGCGAAAGAGACCUUCCAGGGUGGUCCCGAUACUGGAUAUCGGGGAACGCUGCCAGUGGCCAGCACGAUCUCCACAUCAAGCCCGUGGAGAUGGAGGACCAAGCUUCCUAUGAGUGCCAGGCUUCCCAAGCAGGUCUCCGAUCCCGACCAGCCCAACUGCACGUGAUGGUUCCCCCAGAACCCCCCCUGGUCCUGGGCGGGCCCUCUGUGUCUCUGGUCGCUGGAGUUCCGGGGAAUCUGACCUGCCGGAGUCGGGGGGAUGGCCGACCCGCCCCUGAGCUGCUGUGGUUCCGAGAUGGGAUCCGGCUGGAUGGGACCACCUUCCGCCAGACCACGCUGAAGGACAAGACCACCGGGAUAGUGGAGAACACCUUAUUCCUGACCCCUUCCAGUCACGACGAUGGAGCCACCUUGAUCUGCAGAGCCCGCAGCCAGGCCCUGCCCACAGGGAGGGACACGGCUGUCACACUGAGCCUGCAGUAUCCCCCAGAGGUGACCCUGUCUGCUGAGCCCCAGACCGUGCAGGAGGGAGAGAUGGUGACCUUCCUGUGUCGCGCCACGGCGCAGCCUCCGGUCACCGGCUACAGGUGGGCGAAGGGGGGCUCCGCGGUGCUCGGGGCACGCGGGCCGAGGCUGGAGGUCGUGGCCGACGCCACGUUCCUGACGGAGCCGGUGUCCUGCGAGGUCAGCAACGCGGUGGGGAGCGCCAACCGCAGCACCGCGCUGGAAGUGCUGUACGGACCUGUGCUGCAGGCAAAACCUAAACCGGUGUCGGUGGACGUGGGGAAGGACGCGUCCUUCAGCUGCGCGUGGCGCGGGAACCCGCUCCCACGGGUAACCUGGACGCGCCUCGGGGGCUCUCAGGUGCUGAGCUCCGGGCCCACGCUGCGCCUUCCGUCCGUGGCGCUGGAGGAUGCGGGCGACUACGUGUGCAGGGCCGAGCCGAGGCGCUCGGGUCUGGGAGGCGGCACCGCGCAGGCCCGGCUGACGGUGAACGCUCCCCCCGUGGUGACGGCCCCGCACCCUGCUCCAGCCUUCCUGAGGGGCCCUGCCCGCCUCCAGUGUGUGGUGUUCGCCUCCCCUGCCCCGGACUCCGUGGUCUGGUCUUGGGAUGAAGGCUUCCUGGAGGCAGGCUCACUAGGCAGGUUCCUGGUAGAGGCCUUCCCAGCCCCGGAAGUGGAGGGGGGACAGGGCCCGGGCCUUAUUUCCGUGCUACACAUUUCUGGAACCCAGGAGUCCGACUUCACCAGGGGCUUCAACUGCAGCGCCCGGAACCGGCUAGGUGAGGGACGAGCCCAGAUCCACCUGGUCCGUAGAGACUUACUGCCCACCGUUCGGAUCGUGGCCGGAGCGGCUUCUGCAGCCACCUCCCUCCUCAUGCUCAUCACCGGAGCGGUCCUCUGCUGCUGCCGCCAUGGCUCUUUCUCUAAGCAAAAGAACUUGGUCCGCAUCCCAGGAAGCAGCGAAGGCUCCAGUUCACAUGGCCCCGAGGAAGAGACAGGCAGCAGUGAGGAACGGGGUCCCAUUGUGCACACAGACCACAGUGACUCGGUUCUUGAUGAAAAAGAGGCUCUGGAGGCAAAGGAUCCAACCAACGGCUACUACAAGGUUCGAGGGGUCAGUGUGAGCCUUAGCCUUGGGGAAGCUCCGGGAGGAGGGCUCUUCCUGCCCCCGCCCACUCCGGCUGGACUUCCAGGGACUCCUACUUACUAUGACUUCAAGCCACACCUGGACUUAGUACCCCCCUGCAGACUGUACCGAGCACGGGCAGGUUACCUCACCACACCCCACCCGCGUGCGUUCACCAGCUACGUGAAACCCACAUCCUUCGGACCCCCAGAUUUGAGCUCUGGGACUCCGCCCUUCCCCUAUGCUACCUUGUCUCCUCCCGGCCACCAGCGCCUCCAGACUCAUGUGUGAAGACGUCUCUCCAACUGAAGGGUCUCAGGACCUUCAACCUGCCAUAGAGGGUGUUUCCCAGAUUUCUAAGGAAGCAGAACACGUUGAUGACCUACGCCUCCAAAACCGAACACCAAAGGAGGGGAAGAGCAUUUCAGUCGUCGGGACCAUUGAUGCAUAGCUCAGCCAAAGGGGAGUCUCCAAGUGGGAGCAAUGUGGCCACUGCCCCUGCUUAUUCUCCCGUGAGAAAGACAUUCAAGAUGGUCACCAAACACUUUGCAAGGGGACAACGUCAGGAGGUGAUGGGAAUUAGGGACAUGGAUGGAGGGCCAGUAGAGAAGAUAUUUGAAAAUGACCAUGUGCAUCAAAAAUAAUGAUAGGGUAAAGCAAAUCAAGAUGAGAGAAAUCAUUCCCCCACCCCCACUCCGUCCCAGCUUGCCAAAGGAGGGGAACUUUGGCCAAUACUAGUAUAGCCAAUAUGGCUGUCCAUUCUCUGGAAACCCAAAAUGGCCUCUAUCUUGAUUCCUUCAUUAAAGACACAGAAAGAACUGAAUCCAAGGAGUGAGGAUGGGAUGAGAAUAAAGGAGAUAAGGGGGAUUCUUGGGCUAAGAAUAUUUAUGUUUAACUUAAAAAUGCAAAGAGGCAAAUGUGCUUGGAGGUGUCUCCUGGUGUUUUCCAUCAGUGAAGGGGUCCAGAGGUUGUGCUGUAUAUUGGCCUUCCUCUCCCCUGGCCCAGGGGCAGCCAGCAGCAGGAAUAAAACCCUAUGUCCUUUCUCAGC
Meriones unguiculatus (Mongolian gerbil) is the source of this 3115-nucleotide messenger RNA. It is a transcript of the gene Kirrel2, whose product is annotated as kirre like nephrin family adhesion molecule 2. The record is from RefSeq and is a predicted model, not a curated record. Gene Ontology annotation, biological process: cell-cell adhesion. The coding region runs from base 256 to 2358 and encodes 700 amino acids. Gene Ontology annotation, cellular component: cell-cell junction. NCBI's taxonomy places the organism in Eukaryota, Metazoa, Chordata, Mammalia, Rodentia, Muridae. Gene Ontology annotation, molecular function: cell adhesion molecule binding. The transcript is spliced from 15 exons.